Molecule: messenger RNA, 621 nt
Organism: Euleptes europaea (tarantolino)
Lineage: Eukaryota; Metazoa; Chordata; Lepidosauria; Squamata; Sphaerodactylidae
Product: cryptic protein-like
Exons: 5
Coding region: 14-583 (189 amino acids)
Source: RefSeq, a predicted model, not a curated record
UGUUUUAAUUUGGAUGCUGGCCUUGCAGAGUAUUCACUUUGGAAAAGGCUAUAAAGAAAAAGAACACCAUCAUGAUAGUGGAGAAAGUGCUGAUGCUGCAGCUGAGAAGCAUCACAUCAAAGAUCAAGCCACAACAUUAAAUACCUUGCACAGUAUGAAUCAGAACUACCAGAGCAGAAAGCAACAGAACUCCAGGCCAAGGGUUCCUUUUACGGGACUUACAGAAAGCAAAACGCUUAACCGGCACUGCUGUCAAAAUGGAGGGACUUGUAUCCUGGGCAGCUUUUGUGCGUGCCCCAAACACUUCAUUGGCAGAAACUGUGAAUGGGAUGAACGGAAGAGCAACUGUGGCCCAUUCGCACAUGGUGAGUGGAUACAAAAAGGCUGCCAGCUGUGUCGAUGUGGUUAUGGUGUUCUGCACUGUCUAGCUGGACAAACACAAAACUGCGCUGUAACAGAGGAAGAGGAAUUUAUUCCUUUACGUUCAAAUUGCCUAGGAUUACAGCAAACAAUGUGUUUUUUUCUGAUCCUAGUGGGCUGCUUCUUCACAUUCUUUUGCACCAAGCUCUUCUAUCAACUGUGAAAGACUCUGCUUAUUAAGACUGGGACUCUUACAGUGAU